GUCCCAGCGCCGCAGUCUUCGCGGAGAGCGCGGGCGACAGCAGCAGCAGCAGGUGGAGCCCGGCUCAGUAGCGAGCAGCGCUUGGCCGGAAAGCCGCGCCGCAGCCGCCCGGCCGGGAGCUGGCCCGCUAGGCUGGAGCCCACGCCGCCCCGGUCCGACCCAGUUUCCCAGGCACCGGGUUACGGAAGCCGGCGGCCGGGGGACGCGGUUGGGGCCGGGGCCGGAUGCAUCUCUGAGAGCACAGCUGCGUUGGAAGACCCCAGCCCAGGGCGCAGGGCUAACGGGACCUGGCUCGCCUCGGCCGCCACCUAAAGACUUGUGCUCCCGGGCAGAGCGGCUGUGGGAUUGGGGACCUCGGAACCCCGGGCACCUGGAAUCUGGGUGGCGCGCUCGCCUCACCUCCUCUACUCCGGAGCGGACAGAGAAGGCUCUUUUCCAGGGGACGGACCUCCUCGUCCGGUCCUCUGUGGAGUCCUAGCCCCCCAAUGCCUGUUGGUCUCAAGAACCUCUCUAGUUGACACAGGUCUGCAGGUGUUCUCUACUGGUUAGAUUUUUUCCUCGGCUAGGGGAACAGUUGCCGCCAGUGACAUUCUGUGCCCGUGGGCGCUCCACGUCCUGGGUCUCCUGUGCUGCCCGAGUCUUGCCGGCUUUGCUGACCCUCAAACUCUGUCUCUGCUUGUUGUGCGUGCUCCUAGCCGUUGGUUUUUCCGGGAUCGUGCGGACAAGCCGUCUUUCCGGCUCCCGUUUGGGAGGGCACUCGUCUCCAGGGAGCGGUUUUGUGUGUGGUGGGAUCGGGGUCCUCAACCAUGGCCUUCACCUUCGCUGCUUUUUGCUACAUGCUGUCCCUGGUGCUCUGCGCUGCGCUCAUCUUCUUCGCUAUCUGGCACAUAAUCGCCUUCGAUGAGUUAAGGACGGACUUUAAGAGUCCCAUAGACCAGUGCAACCCUGUCCACGCGAGGGAGCGGCUGAGGAACAUCGAACGCAUCUGCUUCCUUCUGAGAAAGCUGGUGCUGCCGGAGUACUCUAUCCACAGCCUCUUCUGCAUCAUGUUCCUGUGUGCUCAGGAGUGGCUCACCCUGGGGCUGAACGUUCCGCUGCUUUUCUAUCACUUCUGGAGGUAUUUCCACUGUCCGGCAGACAGCUCGGAACUGGCCUACGACCCACCAGUCGUCAUGAACGCCGACACCUUGAGCUACUGUCAGAAGGAGGCCUGGUGUAAACUAGCCUUCUACCUCCUCUCCUUCUUCUACUACCUGUACUGCAUGAUCUACACCUUAGUGAGCUCCUAACUCCUGCUGAUGGAGAGGCUGCGGCUGGGAACCACUGCGGCUGUGGCUGGGGAAGGACCAGAUGGGGAUGAUGGAGACACCCAGCUUGGCAGAGACUGAUUGGAAGGAGCUGGAGUCACACAGCAGACAGGGUCAUGUGACCCGUGUGUGUCUGUUGUUGCUGUGUGUGUUGCUGCCUUUGCUGUUCACAUCCCACAUGGAUUGCAGAUCCCCUCUGAGCGUCGGGGGUGCCAGCUUGUAGCUGAUGAAACACUCAACCUCUGGAGAUGAGGUUGUUGCUUUUUUCCUCCACUUCACUGAGCAUCAGUAACUUGCAAGUUCACAUGGAAGUGCCUGCCUGGAUGGCGGGGAUGAGGCCGGAAGCUAGAAGGUACCAGCCAAGGGACAGAAUGACUCGGGGCCAAGGCCACGUCUCCAGGGAUGAUUGAGACUCUCAAGGAUACCAUGGGCUGCCCAAGAGUCUUGUUCUAUUUUGUUGGCAGCAAGUUAUAGCCCAAUGCGAACUGGGGAGGGGAGUGUGAGAAAAUGGAUUUUUUUUAAAAAUGUUUGCAACAUG
This is a messenger RNA of Peromyscus leucopus (white-footed mouse), 1845 nucleotides long. RefSeq names its product cornichon family AMPA receptor auxiliary protein 3 (gene Cnih3). The transcript is spliced from 6 exons. Gene Ontology annotation, biological process: regulation of AMPA receptor activity; vesicle-mediated transport. NCBI's taxonomy places the organism in Eukaryota, Metazoa, Chordata, Mammalia, Rodentia, Cricetidae. Gene Ontology annotation, cellular component: dendrite; synapse. Bases 807 to 1289 code for a protein of 160 amino acids. The record is from RefSeq and is a predicted model, not a curated record.